Molecule: messenger RNA, 481 nt
Organism: Dentiscutata heterogama
Lineage: Eukaryota; Fungi; Glomeromycota; Glomeromycetes; Diversisporales; Gigasporaceae
Source: the annotation of a GenBank genome assembly
AUGACUGACAGAUCGCCUCAACAAAUUCAUAAAGAUCCUCACGUUAAUGGCUCAAUAGGUAGUAACUCUUCUCGAGGUGGUCAUUCUAGUGAAGAGAAUGGUAGAUCUUCUGGUACUCCUUUUCGUACUUACCAUAACGCUGAGGCUAGUUUCCAAUCUUCACCAGAAGGUUCUCCCUACCGAAUCAAGACGCCCCAAUUAACUCCUUAUUCUAAACCAUAUACCGAUUAUCCUCAACAUAAAUUUCACGGUUGUUCUUCGAUCGACGAUUACGAAUUUAUGGACAAACUUGGUGAAGGAACUUUUGGUGAAGUGCACAAAGGUAAACACACAAAAAGCGGUAAAAUUGUCGCGUUAAAGAGAAUAUUGAUGCAUAAUGAAAAAGAGGGAAUUCCUAUAACGGCUAUACGUGAAAUUAAGAUUUUAAGGCAACUAAAUCAUCAAAAUGUUGUGAGUCUAUCGGAUAUGGCUAUUGAAUAUG